GGGAGCGGUGGUUGCCGGAGAGACGCGCGGGGCAGGCCGGGAGCGGUGGCGCCGGGCGCGCGGGGCAGGCCGGGAGCUGAGGUGCCGCCCGGCCCCGCCCCGGUUGCCCGUGCCCCACGGGGGCGGCGCGGUGAGGUGCGGCGCGGCACGGCGCGGUGUGAGCGGGCGGCGGGGCCCUGUCCGGCGCGGCCCGCGAGGAUGCUGCGCUGCAUGCCGCCGCUGUGGCGCUGCAACCGGCACGUGGAGGCGCUGGACCGGCGGCACUGCUCGCUGCAGGCCGUGCCCGAGGACGUGUACCGCUACAGCCGCUCGCUCGAGGAGCUGCUGCUGGACGCCAACCAGCUGCGCGAGCUGCCCAAGCCUUUCUUCCGGCUGCUGAACCUGCGCAAGCUGGGCCUGAGCGACAAUGAGAUCCAGAGGCUGCCCCCAGAGGUGGCCAACUUCAUGCAGCUGGUGGAGCUGGAUAUCUCCCGCAAUGACAUUCCAGAAAUUCCUGAAAGCAUCAAAUUCUGCAAAUCCUUGGAGAUCGCUGACUUCAGUGGGAACCCGCUCUCCAGGCUUCCCGAGGGCUUCACCCAGCUGCGGAGCCUGGGCCACCUGGCCCUGAACGACGUGUCCCUGCAGAUCCUGCCCAGCGACAUCGGGAAUUUGGCAAACCUGGUGACUCUGGAGCUGCGGGAGAACCUGCUAAAAACCCUUCCUACUUCUCUCUCGUUCCUCGUCAAGUUAGAGCAGCUGGAUCUUGGUGGCAAUGACCUGGAAGUGCUGCCGGACACGCUGGGAGCGCUGCCCAACCUGCGGGAGCUCUGGCUAGACCGGAACCAGCUCUCGGCCCUGCCCCCGGAGCUGGGCAAUCUCCGACGCUUGGUCUGCCUUGACGUGUCCGAGAACAAGCUGGAACAGCUGCCUGGAGAGAUCAGCGGGCUGGCGGCACUGACGGACCUGCUGCUGAGCCAGAACCUGUUGGAGUGCAUUCCCGACGGCAUCGGCCAGCUGAAGCAGCUCUCCAUCCUGAAGGUGGAUCAGAAUCGGCUGACGGAGAUGAGCGAGUCGAUUGGGGACUGUGAGAACCUCUCGGAGCUCAUCCUGACAGAGAACAUGCUGACGGCCUUGCCCAAGUCCUUGGGGAAGCUGACCAAGUUGACCAACUUGAAUGCGGAUCGGAACCGGCUCACCGCGCUUCCGGCCGAGAUUGGGGGCUGCGCCAGCCUGAAUGUGCUGUCCUUGCGGGACAACCGCUUGGUGCUUCUGCCGCCCGAGCUUGCCAGUACCACCGAGCUGCAUGUCCUGGACGUGGCAGGGAACAGGCUGCAGCACUUGCCCUUUGCCCUGACCAACCUCAACCUGAAGGCCUUGUGGUUGGCGGAGAACCAGUCCCAGCCCAUGCUGAAGUUCCAGACCGAAGAUGACGAAAAGACGGGGGAGAAGGUUCUCACCUGCUACCUGCUUCCCCAGCAGCCCUCUCCCAGCCUAGAGAAUCUCCUUCAGAACAGCGUGGAUGACAGCUGGAUGGACACGAACCUGAACCGAGUCAGCGUGAUCCAGUUCCUGGAUGAGCCCAAAGCAGAUGAUGAUGAUGAGGCUGGAGCGGAGAAGAGGGGCCUGCAGCGGCGAGCGACUCCCCACCCCAGUGAACUGAAGGUCAUGAAGAAGGUGAUUGAGGUCCGGCGCAACGAGGCAUAUGCCGCAAAGCCUGACAUGGACCUGGACUCUCCGAACUCAGAGGAGAAGAGGCUGAGCGCCACGUCCAACCACAGCGAGGACUCGCACGUCUCCAACAGCACUGCCUCUGCUGACUUCAAGGGGGAGGAAGAGAAAGAGGGGGGCAAGGGAGGUGUUUUGCACAGCAGGCAGGGUCCAGAAACGCGAGAGCUAAACCAGAUGGCCGCUCCCAAGGCUGAGGCGGAGCAGGAGGUGGAGGAGGAGGCCGACCAGGAGGAUGACCUGGAAAUGGAGUACAAUGAGCCCACAGUACACUUUGCUGAGGACACGCUGAUGCGGAGCGAUGAUGAGGAUGACGAUCGGCCGUUCCCAGUGGAGAAGCAGCGGCUGAUUCGCAAGGACACGCCACACUACAAGAAGCACUUCAAGAUCACCAAGCUCCCCAAGCCUGAAGCCGUAGUGGCUCUGCUGCAGGGGCUGAACAGCGACGGGGUCCCCAAAGAGGAGGAGGAGGAGCCGGGUGGCUGCAGUGACGGUGCGGAGCCCGAGGAGACGGAGGAAGCCUGGGACGAGGACGAUGUCAAGAACGGAGCCACGUCUACGCAGCCCUCGGUGAAGGGGGUGUCGUUUGAUCAAGCCAAUAAUCUGCUGAUUGAGCCUGCUCGCAUUGAGGAGGAAGAGCUAACGCUGACCAUCGUGCGGCAGACGGGGGGGCUGGGCAUCAGCAUCGCGGGGGGCAAGGGCUCCACCCCCUACAAGGGCGACGACGAGGGCAUCUUCAUCUCCCGCGUGUCAGAGGAGGGCCCUGCAGCCCGGGCUGGAGUGCGCGUUGGGGACAAGCUCCUGGAGGUGAACGGCGUGGCCCUGCACUGCGCUGAGCACCACGUGGCGGUGGAGGCGCUGCGCGGCUCGGGCAGCUCGGUCUCUAUGACAGUGCUGCGGGAGCGGAUGGUGGAGCCUGAGAAUGCCAUCACGGUGACACCGCUGCGCCCCGAGGACGACUACAGCCCGCGGGAGCGGCGGGGCGGCCUGCGCUUCCCGGACCGGCCUGAAGGCACGCCGUCUGCAGAGCGCUGCUCCACCUGCCUCGUGCGCAACGAGAAAGGGCUGGGCUUCAGCAUCGCUGGCGGCAAGGGCUCCACGCCCUACCGGGUCGGGGACACGGGGAUCUUCAUCUCGCGGAUCGCAGAGGGUGGCGCAGCCCACCGGGACGGGACCCUGCGCGUGGGAGACCGUGUCAUCUCGAUCAAUGGGGUAGACAUGACAGAAGCCAGGCAUGAUCAGGCAGUAGCGCUGCUUACCGCAUCCUCCCCCACCAUCGUGCUGCUGGUAGAGCGAGAGGGUGCCGAGCAGCCCAGCGAGGGAGACUCGCCCAUGGUGCCGCGGGUGCGUGCCCACUCCCCGCCCCCGCCACCCAGCCAGGGGGACAGCCCCCCCGAGGAGACGCCUCCGCUGCCGAGGAACCACCUGCCCAAGGGCCUGGAGGACCAGUACCCCAUCGAGGAGGUCCACCUGGUCAAGGCAGGAGGCCCGCUGGGGCUCAGCAUCGUCGGGGGCAGCGACCACUCCAGUCACCCGUUCGGGAUCCAUGAACCAGGUGUCUUUAUUUCAAAGGUCAUUCCCCGGGGGCUGGCGUCUCGCAGUGGGCUGCGUGUUGGGGACAGGAUCCUGGAGGUGAAUGGCAUCGACCUGCGGCACGCGACUCACCAGGAGGCCGUGAAUGCUCUGCUCUCCAACAGCCAGGAGCUGACCAUGCUAGUGAGGCGAGACCCUCCGCCCCCCGGCAUGCAGGAAAUCUGCAUUGAGAAGGCACCUGGGGAGAAGCUGGGCAUCAGCAUACGGGGGGGAGCAAAAGGCCAUGCCGGGAACCCCUUCGAUCCAACUGACGAGGGCAUCUUCAUUUCCAAGGUGAGCUCCUCGGGGGCGGCUGCCCGGGACGGCCGGCUGAAGGUGGGGAUGCGGAUCCUGGAGGUGAACCACCAGAGCCUGCUGGGCAUGACGCACACAGAGGCCGUGCAGAUCCUACGCAGCGUGGGCGACACACUCCUCGUCCUGGUGUGCGACGGCUUUGACCCCAAAGCCGCGGCUGCCAUUGAGAUGUCUCCGGGAAUCAUUGCCAACCCCUUUGCUGCCGGGAUCGGGCGCAAGAACAGCUUAGAGAGCAUCUCCUCCAUUGACCGUGACCUGAGCCCCGAGGAGCUGGAAAUCCUGCAGAAGGAGAUGGAGAUGGUGAGGGAGGCGACUCAGUGGGAGAGAGAAGAAAUGGAGAAAGUGGAGAGGAUGCGCAGGGAGCGGGAGGCAGCCACGCAACAGCUGGAGGAGGAGGCUGAGAACAUCACUGGCGAGCCCCUGAGACUGGACUAUCGGACCCUUGCGGCUUUGCCCAGCAGUGGCUUACAGAGAGUCCCCCGUGCUGCUCCUGCAGGCGAGUCCGGGUCCGGGAGCUCCAGGCGAGAGGCCCCCUACUCCCCCAGCAGCCAGCAGGCUUCCAUCAGCUUCACGCCAUUGCCAGAUGACAGCAAAGCACAGACCAAGCCGGGCGUCAUUCAGCCUCUCUCUCGGGUGCGACAGAGCACUGCCCAGCCCAGUUCGGGGGGCAGGGACAGCCCCAACCCCUUCCAGCUGCCUGAGCUGUGCGCCGGGGUCCCCAACACUCCGCGGGCGCCCUCUCCCCCCUCUCCGGACGAGGUCCCUGUCAAUGUCAAGCAGGCAUACAAGACCUUUGCAGCAGUGCCCCUAUCCCACCCUCUCCUGGAGUCACAGGAGCUGCAUGGUCAAACGAGCACAGAGAAGUUCAAAGCCACCCACGAGGUGCCAUCACCUGGGGAGCUGCACAGCCCCGAGCAGCGGUCCUUCCGCGAGAGGCAGAAGUACUUUGAGAUUGAGGUGAAGCAGCAGCAGGUGGAGAAGCCCCCGAAGCGCGUCUCCCUGGUGGGGGAAGACGACCUGAAGAAGAUGAAAGAGGAGGAAGCCCGCAAACUGCAGCAGAAACGGGCCGUGCUGCUGGAGGAGGAGGAGGAGGAAGAGGACGUGGGGAAGCUGACGCCCGAUCUGAGCACACAGUCCACUGUCAUCAUCGAGGGUGUGGAGUACAAGAUCGAGCGGCUGAACGGCAGGAGCCCACAGUCCCCCACAGCUCGGUUUCCCGAGGCCGCUGAGAACAGCAGCUCCCAGAGGAACUCGCUGGAGGAGGGUUUCAGGCCUGAGCAGAGGCCCAACUCCAUGUCUGGGCUUAGCCCUGUGUACCCGGGAGCUGGGGGUGAGCCGGGAGCACCCGUGCGCACAGCCAAGGCCGAGCGGCGGCACCAGGAGCGGCUGCGGAUGCAGAGCCCGGAGCUCCUGAGCAGCCAAGACAAGGAGCUGUCUCCCGCCGAGCGCCGGGCGCUGGAGGCAGAGAAACGAGCCAUGUGGAGGGCGGCCCGCUCCUCCGCUCUUGAAGACAGUAUUAAACAGUACGAGCAGGAUCUGGCCAGGAAGCUGUACCAGUCCCGGCAGCGGGUGCCUGCUCCUGGGGCCAGGCCGGCUCAGGUGCUGAGCCCGGUGCAGAGUCACGCCACAAGGACCCUGGGGCCAGGAAGCCAAUCCAGCAUGAAGUCCCUGGAGCAGGAUGCCCUCAAAGCGCAGAUGGUGAUUGCCAAGUCCAAGGAAGGGAAGAAGCGCAGCACCCUGGAGCAGCUGGCAGAGUCGCCUUCCCCCGCCCCCACCCCAUCGCCAACACCUCUGGAAGAUUGCAGCCCCAGGACCGUCACCUCGCCAGGACGCCUGUCCAUGUCCGAAAAGAAGUUUGACUACCGGGAAUUUGCCGCUAUUCCUUCUUCCAAACCCGUUUACGAAAUCCAGUCGCCUGAUGCAGCCGAUGGCCUCAGAUACGUGGAUGACGUGAACAGCUCGGUCCCCCAGGAGCAGGACGGGCAGCCAGAGGAAGAGGAGCUGUUAGUAACGCGUGACCCGUCGGCGCCCAACGCCUCCGCACUCGAAGAUGUGGCUCUGUACAGCAGCAAGCGCAAACUGCGGCAUGGCCGGCGCAGCCUGGAGGCUGCCGUCCCCACAUAGAGCAUCUGGCGCCCCUGAGCAAUGGGACGGGCCGGCACCGGGCUCGCGACCUUCCUGGGCUCUGCCAACAGUGCUGGCCUGGGCCCCGCAGCUGCCCCCGGCGCGGGACGGGACCCAGGAGCCCGGCAGCAGCGUGGUUAACUGACUUCCUUGGAGGCUGUGAACGUCCCUUUGCUCUCGGCCCGCAGCGCGCUGGGGCACGGGCUGAACAAAGACAGCGCUGGAGGCGCGUGGCGCAGACGGGGCAGAAGGCAGUGGCAGUGUUAGCUGCCACCGUGCAGCGUGGGGGGUUGUGUGGGGUGGUUUGGGGGGCACUAGCUAUUCUCCCCUGAGGAAGUUUUAACCGUGAAUCCAGGGCUUGCAUUGGGAGACGAAGCAGCAGGCAGCGCCAGCCUUUGCUCCUGUUAAGUUUUGCAUAGUUGGCAAAAAACUCCGUCUCCCCGCCCUCCCCCCACGGACCUGUCACCGGGCCUGGGCGAGCUCGGCGCGGCCGACAGCACCGAGUGAAGCGCCGCCCUUGCAGCCUGUGCGCCCGAGGGGGAGUGUGGGUGCCUCUGCCCUCGGGACGCAGCUGCUCCAUGUCACUUGCCUCUGUGAGCGCAGCGACCUGGUCCUCGCGCGCCCUCCGGCCUGUGCCCUUCUGGGCGGCAGCACCGUGCUGUGCAAACCUGCGUGCCACUGGGCUUUGUCUGGGGUGUGGGGCGUGUGUGACUGUGCCGUGGAGAGGCCGUGAGCAGCUGUAGCGAGGGGAUAGUGUGUGCAUGUGGCUGCAGUAAGGCAGCGUAGCGGGGGGCUAGGAUGUGACAGAUACGAAGCAUAAAAGGACCAGCAGAAGAUGAGGUUUGGGCUGGGGUGGAGGGGCUGGGGGGGCUAGGUAGGCAGUGGAAGGGCUGGGGUGAGGGAGGGUCUUGGGUGCAGCAGGAGGCCGAGUGGGGUGGGGGGGACAGCGGUGGCACAGCACGGGGCACUGCCCGUUAGCGCUGAAGUGAAGAGGGUGUGGGCGCCCUGACACCGAGCCCUGCAGGGAGCUCCAGGAGGUAACGGGGGCAGGCCUGGCCCGGGCACUGCAAUAACUAGUGUGGCUGUGCUGGGUGCCAGCCCCAGGACCUGACCUUGUCACUGCACAGCAGGGCCGAGAAGAGGCUCGUCCAUGCCCGGCCACGGGCAAGACACGGUGCCCAGCUUCCAUCCUGGGACGAGGCGCUGUACAAAGCCAGCCCGAGCCAGAGACAGCUCCAGGGCUCCCCACACCGAGAUGUCUCGCAUUCACUGCCCUCUUCUGUGCUGAGCAGCCGCUCUCCACCCCUUGCCCCGCGCAUGGCCGGGGGCCACAGGAGGUGCAUGCUGCCGUGCUGCCCCGACAGCGAUGAGACCGGGGCUGCAUGACACAGGUGGCACGGGCAUGGCAGGCACGUCUGUCUGCUUGUACAUUUGCUGAAUGACUGGAUCCGGUUUCUUUUUGCCGAGACGCUCCCUUCACGCCAAAAUCCAAGGGAGCGUUUGAACUGACUUUGUACCUUUACUUGUACAGGCCUUGGAAGGGGGAAAUCUGAUCAUCUCAAAUUGCAGCUGCGGCUGCUUCCGUCAUCAGCAAUUUGAGCUUUUCCUUUUUUCAACCUAAUUUUAGCAUUUGCUUUUUAAGACAAGCAGUUUUGGAAACAAUCCUCAAUUGGGUUUGGUGACUAAUGUGUGAUUCUCCUUUCCCCUGGGGGCCAGGUUCUGGGCUCCUCUCCCUCUCCCCUCUCCCGAGCGACUCCGAGGGAAAAUUAGCGCAUCAAGACUGUAACUAGUGAAAUUUGUACAACCAAAGAAAUCUAUUUUGUGGUUCAAGGACAAUAAAGUUUACUUUACAUUUUA
This is a messenger RNA of Alligator mississippiensis (American alligator), 7572 nucleotides long. It is a transcript of the gene SCRIB, whose product is annotated as scribble planar cell polarity protein. Bases 199 to 5715 code for a protein of 1838 amino acids. The record is from RefSeq and is a predicted model, not a curated record. Gene Ontology annotation, cellular component: postsynaptic density; adherens junction; postsynaptic membrane. Gene Ontology annotation, biological process: neurotransmitter receptor transport, endosome to postsynaptic membrane; neurotransmitter receptor transport postsynaptic membrane to endosome. Lineage: Eukaryota; Metazoa; Chordata; Crocodylia; Alligatoridae. The transcript has 44 exons. Gene Ontology annotation, molecular function: protein binding.